AAACUCAGGAGACAAACAACUCGAGGGGUAUAAAUACCAGUCAGCUGAGGAGGGUGAACGAGAGGCUUGCGAGUGGGGAAGUUUCUCCCGAGCUGCGCGGCCACGUCCAGCCAUGUGGGCUGGGCUAGGACUAGCCCUGGUCCUCUGUCUCCUCCCAGGAGGAGGAACAGAGCAUCAGGGUCGUUGUAAAGAACCUCCAGGAUGGCGAAUCGGGGUAGAAUAUCCCAUGAUAAAGUCAAGAGGGACAGUGACAGUGGUUGCUCUGCUCCAGGCUAGCUGAUACCUGUGCCUUUUGCAGGCUUCCAGACUUGAAGACCUGCAACUGAAGCUGGGAAAUAGUGGACUGGUCAAUAUCACCUUCAUUGUGGUCAAUCACCAAGGACACCAAUCCCAGCUGAAGUACCAACUUCUAAGAGAAAAAGUUUCAGAAGACAUUCCUGUAUACCAACAGAAUGCAACUCAACCUGAUAUCUGGGCUACUUUAAAAGGCAAAAAAGAUGAUUUCCUGAUUUACGACAGGUGUGGUCGUCUUGUUUAUCACCUUGGCUUACCUUAUACUUUCCUGAGUUUUCCAUAUGUAGAGAAAGCUAUUCAGAUCGCCUAUUGUGAAGACACUUGUGGAAAUUGCUCAUACACAACACCUGAAAUUGAAGAAAUAUGUAAAAGAAUCUCAGAGAAUUCAGAAGAAAAGCAAAUCAUGGCAGCUUCUGCCUCACCGUUGUCUCCCACUGAGCAUCACCACCAUCAUCACCCUCAUCAUCAUCAACAUCAUCAUCCCCAUCAUCAUCAUCAUGGACAUCAUCCCAAAGGGGAUCGGCCAGAAGUAAACAAUCAGCAUAACAGCAGUGUCUUGGGCCUGGAUCCUGCCAAAGCUGCCCAUCAAUCGGCAGCUGUAGCUUUGCAAGGGGACAGGCUCUGAGAAAGGGGGAGUGGCAUCUGCAAGCGCCAUUUAAGCUGAAACUGGCAGCUCUUGACAGGUCCCAUCUCCAGUAGCUGAUGCUGACACUGACGACACCUGUUGUUUGAAGAUCAGCAAAGCACAAGUUCCUGACAUUGUCGUGGAGAGCUCCCAUCUUCCUGAAGGUGACAAGGGCAGCUGUUGGCAGACAACGUGGCUGAGUCUUGACAGUGACGUCUGCCAACAGCUGCUUGACUGUCACCAGCAGCAAGAAGGGGUGAAACCUGACAAUGAGCAGGGCUGGACAACUGAGCUUGAGGAACAAUCUAAACACCUAUGGAAGACUUUGGAAUGCAUUCCAUAAUCAUUUGAAAUUGGUCCUACUAUCUCUGCCAAAGUGUUUGGAAACCCUUGCCAUAGGUGACUGAAGGGCAUCAAAUCAGAGGAAUGCAUUCCAGCCGUAAUCUUCCUGGCACACAUACCAUUAUGUAAAUUAUUGGGAAAGAAAGAAAAACAACCUUUACACCUGCCAGUUAAGCAAGAGUUCUUGGAUUUUGGCUGUAUUUGUUCAGGUGUAGUCAUGUGCUGCGGUUUCACUGAUACAGAAUACAGUCCUUGUCAUCCGACUUUGCCUUGAACAGUUAGAACAAAACUUUCCCAUAACGGUAUGGAGUUGUUUCUCAAUGCCAGUUCCAAGUGUCUGUGGUGUUCGUUAGCUUUCCUUUUUGGUUUCCUCUUCUACCAUUCUGUUUGCAUUCAUGAAAACAGGAGCAGAAACUAUGACCUAGGGGCUUCUGUUUGAUACGGAGUAAAUAAGAACAGGAGAGGAUAAGAAAAGAUUUGCUAACUAUGUUUUACAAUUAUAAGUUAAGACCAAGUGAAUAGAUGAAAGUGUUCUUCUAUGAAACUCUAAAGCCAUUUAAGAUAAUUGUAUAGAAUUCUGUGCGUAGUAUUCCAACCAGAUAUUUUCACCAAGAAGUCUACAAAAUUCACUACUUUAACAUCAGAUUUUAUGUUAUAAAGUGUGACCUAUUAAAAUCAAUUUCUGUGUUUCUGAGACUGUUCACUAUGAUAGUUCAUUUGGAAUUUGGGAUAACAGUCUUUAAAAACAUGAAGUGAGACUGAUGGGAUGGGAUGAAACAGUAAUUUCAUUGAAGGAUAAGCAUACGUAUCUGGUAAUAAAAUGUAAGACCUACACUUAAUCAUUAUUUCUGCUAACCAGUGAUUUGGACAAUCUUUUGUAAGUGAUGAAGCAUGUUUAUAUAACAUCUAUCUUUAUGUAGCAAAAUAGUAUAGUUUCUGAAAUUUCUGAAAUUAACUGAAUUUUUGCAAGUUCUAGAGAGGAAGAAAAUGUUGAACAGAGGAUUCUUUAGAUUGUGUUUGCCAUAGUUCAUGAUGGUUUGGUAGGGAAAUCGUACCCCUAUAAAACCUGAAUUAUUUUAUGGUGAAUGCUUACAAGAGGGAAAGUAGUUAAGUACACACAACUGAAGAUCUUGCAGAUGGACAAACUAUGUUUUAAUAAAUGAAAAUAUCUUUGAAUUCAA
Messenger RNA from Pseudonaja textilis, 2442 nucleotides. It is a transcript of the gene SELENOP, whose product is annotated as selenoprotein P. Gene Ontology annotation, molecular function: selenium binding. The record is from RefSeq and is a predicted model, not a curated record. Lineage: Eukaryota; Metazoa; Chordata; Lepidosauria; Squamata; Elapidae. Gene Ontology annotation, biological process: selenium compound metabolic process. Gene Ontology annotation, cellular component: extracellular region.